CUAGCCAUUAUGAUGUUCUGCUUUUUGCUGCUUGUGAGUAAAAUGGGAAUGUUAGCAGCUCAGCUCAACAGUACAGACCAGACUGCGACUGUCUCUAAGAAUUUUACAGUGCCGCAGAAUAUCACCGAGACUGCGUGUAGAGGAAGAUGCAACAUCACAUGUUUCCUACCUAAGCAAUCACUUCAGGAAUUUCCAGCAUGCAUACCCAACACUGUUCAGGUGCUAGACCUGGCCUUCAAUAACUUGGCAGUAGUUACAGACCAGGAUGUGGCUGACCUAUUUGAACUGCGAAACUUGUCUUUAGCACACAACCAAAUCAAAGAAAUCCUCUGGGGGAGCAAUGUGCUCGCAAAACUCAUGGUUUUGGAUCUGAGCAAUAAUCAAUUAUCAGUUGUUCCAAAGUGUAAUAUGUUAAAGAACGUCCAAUGGUUGUCCCUAGCAGGAAAUCCAAUAUUGCACAUCCCUUCAUUCGCAUUCACGUGUUUCCCAAACCUGAUGCUCCUCAAUCUAUCUUCUACUCUGAUUGGAAGCAAUUCAUCAGCAGACAUUGAUGAGUCAGCAUUUGCUCUGAAUGCAACAGGAGCAAAGAAGGAUUCUUUACAGUCUCUACACUUGCUUGAUCUAAGUGCUACCUACCUUCAUAGAAUUGACGAGGCAUGGAGUAAGCAGUUACCAAAUCUGAUGGAGCUUCACAUCACGCAGAUGAUUAAUAUGAAAAGUCUGGAAGAUGAGCUUCCGAAAUGGUUUCCACAAUUAAAAGUUCUGAACUGUUCAGGGUCCCGGGAACUCUCUCAUGUCAGAACUGAAAUAUUUGAAAAUGCUUCACAAUCGAUGUUUCUUUCUUUCCGCAACUGCAACCUGACUUCUUUUCCUCCUUGGAACGUGACUGUCAGCUUUAUUUAUGUUGACCUCACUGAAAAUCCACUAUACUGCAAAUGUGAACUUGACUGGCUACUAUCAGACCCUGGAAAAAUAACUCUAUUCAGAGCAAAUGAAACUUACUGCAACUCAUUUAAAGGAGACAUGCCUCCUCUCACCUUAGUGGAGUAUCAUAAUUUCUGCAAGUUGAACCAGAUAAAUACUUCAGAAAAUGCGAUGCCAAAUUUCAGCAUGUCAACACCAACCAACAACAUCACUGAAAUUAUAACGGGAACGCAAAAACAUUCUGUGACAGCCACAGCAAGACCACAGAAGAUGGAACAAAAACCAUCCCUUCCUGAAAGUGUUACUGUUUUUAAAACCACAGCAGCUGAUUCAACGAUUUUAUCCCCUAAACCACAAACGAGUUCCAUUAUUCAAGGAACCACUGCUCUCGAUACUGGAAAUGGCUCAGCUAAUGGCAGUACCACAUCCAUGAAUAGUGUUGGUGGACCUUCAACAGACAGUAUGUACACAACAGCAUCAACAUUGGUCACUGAAGUGUUUACCAGUCUAACAGGCAACACAAAAGGUGGUUCUGGUCAACCCCUUCUAGAAGACAGUACUAACGAGGAACAAGCUGGCAUUCCCCAGAAUUACUCUGAAGAUUAUGAUGAUGAGGAGAGUCCGUCUGAGAGAUCAACAAUCGCUAGCACCAUUUUAGCUUGUGACUAUGAUGGCUGCAGACACCUACAAACACCCUGCAUCGAAGUUCAGCAACUGACAAUGUGCUUAUGCCCUGGCCUUUCGGGAGAGGAUAUGAUUCCAGAUCCACCAUAUUUAAAAAAUAUAUCUGAGAUAACAGACACAUCGGCACAGAUCCACUGGUGUUCACCAAAUUCUGUAGUGGAAAAAUACCAGCUUGUGUACCAAUCUGCUGACCAGAACAAGACUGUUGAUAACAUUUAUGCCGCCAUGAGACAAUACACUCUGUAUAACUUAUCACCAUACACUACCUAUAAAGUAUGCAUGGUCGCCUUUAAUAAGAAAGGGCAAAGUGAGGCAGAAAACAUGGCCUCUAGGACUCCUUGCGCAGAAUUUAAAACCAGACCAAGUUACAUUAUGAUACUUGCUUUACUAUGUAGUUUAGGGGGGUUAUUUCUAGUAAUUAUUACUGUGCUGGCUGGCUGCUUGUAUAAAACAUGUAAAAAUAACAUGGUCAAUCAAUAUGAUACCCAUCUGGUGUCCUACAAGAACCCAGCAUUUGAGUACCAUUUGACAAUUCCAUCAUAUCAUUAAAGAAUAUGGUUCAUGUC
Molecule: messenger RNA, 2174 nt
Organism: Nanorana parkeri
Lineage: Eukaryota; Metazoa; Chordata; Amphibia; Anura; Dicroglossidae
Gene: LRRN4
Product: leucine rich repeat neuronal 4
Exons: 4
Coding region: 10-2157 (715 amino acids)
Molecular function (GO): protein binding
Source: RefSeq, a predicted model, not a curated record